AGCAGAUCAUCACAAAAGAAGAAGAAAAUACGGAAAUAAAAGAAAAAUGGGAAAAAAUAUGUACUAAAUCAGAAGAGGAAAACAGGAAAAUCUGAAUCUAGGUACACAGAAAAAAUAAAGAAUCAAGAAGGACCUAAGAAGAUGUGCAAAGAGGAGAUUUGAUUGAUUGAUAGUUUAUUGUUGCAGAUAAACAAGAGGAGAAGGGAAAAGAAGAAAACAGGGAAAUAAAAUAAAGAAAUGGGAAAAUAGGUCAAUCGGAAAGGAUAAAAUAGGAAAGUCUGAAUAUAGGGAGACAGAAAAGUGAAACACUCAAGAAGGACCCAAGAAGCUAUAAAGGAAGGAGAAGAAGAAGAGGAGGAGGAAGCAAACAAGUCCCCUGUGACAUCAAGAUCAAGGUCGAGGUCCGCCGCGUGCCCUGAAGUGCCCUGGCAGUGUUUCUCGUGGAGGAGGAGGAGCCCCUCGGCGUGCAGGCCCCCAGGCACAUGACUUUGUGUCCCAAUGUCCACCACUGGUGUUAGUGUUGAAGUGAGGCAUCGAGACAGUUGCUGUGGUCAGUACUUGUUCCGUCCCUGCUGCCGCUGACUUCAGGACUCCUUGGUGCAUCCCUCGCCUUGCCUGCUCAAUUGGUCACUGAGUGUGGCUUUGAAGCAACCUCGCCGCCUUCUCCAGCAUCUCUGAGGUUCCUCAAGGCCAGCCAACUCCUCACAUCCAGAGUAGUGUUGCAGUGGAGGCUGCAAGGCGGGACAGCAGCUGGAGUGGCUGGGAUCAGCAGGAGCAGACUGCUACUGGUGUGAGGUUCAGGAGUGAUAAAAAACACCACCAACAACAACAACUGCUGGCCUCUUCAUCCACAAAGGGGGAAGUUUGAAUUUCAGAAGUGUGAGAAGAUCUGAGAAUGAGAGCAAGUUUACUGACCAAAGCCAAGAGUGUGAGAAAAGACAUGCAGGGAAGGAUGACCUCAACAAAUACACCCACACACUCUGGUGUAAGACCUCAUGAAAGUCGGGAGUGUGGCAAAAGGUUUAGUAAUAGGAGUAACCCCAAACAUCACACCCUUACACACACUGGUGCAAGAAACCAUGAGUGUGAAGUUUGUGGGAAAUGUUUCAAUCAGAAGGGUCACUUCAACACACACACCCUUACACACACCAGUGCAAGAAAUCAUGAGUGUGAAGUUUGUGGGAAAUGUUUCAAUCAUAAGGGUCACCUCAACACACACACCCUUACACACACUGGUGCAAGAAACCAUGAGUGUGAAGUUUGUGGGAAAUGUUUCAAUCAGAAGGGUACCCUCAAAUUACACACCCUUACACACACUGGUGAAAGAAAUCAUGAGUGUGAAGUUUGUGGAAAAUGUUUCAGUCGGAAGGGUACCCUCAAAUUACACCUUGUUACACAUACUGGUGAAGGAAAUCAUGAGUGUGAAGUUUGUGGGAAAUGUUUCAGUCUGAAGGGUAUCCUCAAGAAACACACCCUUACACACACUGGUGAAAGAAAUCAUGAGUGUGAAGUCUGUGGGAAAUGUUUCAGUCAGAAGGGUACCCUCAAAUUACACACUCUUACACACACUGGUGAAAGAAAUCAUGAGUGUGAAGUUUGUGGGAAAUGUUUCAGUCUGAAGGAUACCCUCAAGAAACACACCCUUACACACACUGAUGAAAGAAAUCAUGAGUGUGAAGUUUGUGGGAAAUGUUUCAGUCUGAAGGGUACCCUCAAGAAACACACUCUUACACACACUGGUGAAAGAAAUCAUGAGUGUGAAGUUUGUGGGAAAUGUUUCAGUCACAAGGGUACCCUCAAAUUACACACUCUUACACACACUGGUGAAAGAAAUCAUGAGUGUGAAGUUUGUGGGAAAUGUUUCAGUCUGAAGGGUAACCUCAAGAAACACACUCUUACACACACUGGUGAAAGAAAUCAUGAGUGUGAAGUUUGUGGGAAAUGUUUCAGUCGGAAGGAUAACCUCAAAAUACACCUUGUUACACACACUGAUGCAAGAAAUCAUGAGUGUGAAGUUUGUGGGAAAUGUUUCAGUCAGAAGGGUACCCUCAAAUUACACACUCUUACACACACUGGUGAAAGAAAUCAUGAGUGUGAAGUUUGUGGGAAAUGUUUCAGUCAGAAGGGUACCCUCAAAUUACACCUUGUUACACACACUGGUGAAAGAAAUCAUGAGUGUGAAGUUUGUGGGAAAUGUUUCAGUCGGAAGGGUACCCUCAAAUUACACCUUGUUACACACACUGAUGCAAGAAGUCAUGAGUGUGAAGUUUGUGGGAAAAGGUUCAAACUGAAGAGUAUAUUGGACAGGCACGUCUUCAGACACUCUGGUCAUAAAGGGUUCAAGUGCGAUGUUUGUGGGAAACGUUUCAUGACUAAGUGUGAUAUUGUCAGGCACAUGAAGGUCCACUUCUCCUGAGGUGCUGUGCUGAUUCAGUUCUGCUGUGUGUGUGAGUGCAAGUGUUUGUUGUGGUGGUGUUACAGGGCUGUGUGUAGCACAGAGAACAGAAAAUAUUCAUCUGUUGGAACAAAUGGUGACUGUGACGGCAUGAUCUGUUAUUCACUUUCCACCCCAGGCUUCAUGUGGUUGGUGGGUCCUGUGAAAGGUCUGAUCUUUUGGUGACUGUGCUGGGCUGGCUGUUGUGGCCUGGGCUUAUUGGUCAAGUGUGUGUGUGUUAAUAGUAAUAAUAUAGUGUAUUUGGUCUUACCAGCCGCUAAGCUAAAAAUGUACACAUUAUAAACACAUUGUAAAGAACAGUAGGUAGGGGUUCAGGGAUCUAACACAUCAGUGGGAGGUUGGAAUGAUAGUGGUGGGAGGGUUGAGUGCAGUGUGGUGGUGCCGGGGAGGGGGAGGACAUCCUCUUCCAGAUGGUGGCAAGGUGUUAGUCCCAAGGUGUGACAUUCAUGUAGGUGUGAAAGAGGGGUGACGAUAUGAUUGAGCACAUGCUACUUGAGUGAUGUAUGUAUAUAAGAGAGAAAAGGGGAUUAUGGUAACAGUUGUGACUGAAUGGAAUAGGAUGUUGGAGAGGGAUGUAAAAAGGUUAAAUGCAUGCAAUAUUAUUUCAGCUGAGGUCAUUUUCAAAGCAGACAAUUGUUGUCAUUCAGUAGAUCAUGUCAUUCUUAAUCAUCAGAAAUCAUUUUCAAGACUCAAUUCAGACCUGUCACAUUGCGUAGAUCUUGUCAUUCUUAGUCAGUUGAGGUCAUCUUGAAGCCAACAAUUCUUGUUUCAUAGUUCAAUUCUUGUCAUUUUCCCUCUUUUUGUUCCUCGGAUAUAUUUUUCAAAUUAAUAUCAUUUAUUUCCAUUUAUUUCAUUUUGGGAGCAGGCAUAAAGGCCAGGUUAUGUUAGGUUACCUUAUAUUUAGUUUAAUUAGGUCAGAUCAGGUUAGGUUACGUUUAAUUUGAUUAGGGUAGUUAGUUUUAAUUGUGUUCACUGAAUGUGUAAUAUGCUUCAGUUAUAUAAUGUGUACUCGCCAUUGCCAAUGGAGCUUGGGAAUAAUAACACAUGACUUAGUCAUUCACUUUUUUUAUUGGAUUAACCUGCAGUUUGAGUAUUACAGCUUGAUGUAGCACGUAACAGCUGAUACAGCACAACAAAUAAGUAAUUACUGAGAAAUCAUCUAUACAGGAAGGUAGUUGGUGUGGAAGAGAAAUGGCUACUAACUCUGCCCUGUGCACAGGGGGUGAUAAGUGGUGCCACAAAGAGAUGCUCAGGGCUGAGAAAUGUAAAUCAAGUAGUGGUGCAUUACAGGUGCCCAGUUUGUGAAAGACGGGACAGGAAACGGAGGAAAUAGGUAACUGGAACUGUGUGGCAAAGCAGAAGGGAGGAAAGGACCUGCAGAAGCCACUGCCUCAACAGACUAUUGGAAAUGGUUUGACUAUAGUAAGUCUG
Eriocheir sinensis (Chinese mitten crab) is the source of this 3886-nucleotide messenger RNA. Its product is annotated as zinc finger protein OZF-like. NCBI's taxonomy places the organism in Eukaryota, Metazoa, Arthropoda, Malacostraca, Decapoda, Varunidae. Bases 896 to 2416 code for a protein of 506 amino acids. The record is from RefSeq and is a predicted model, not a curated record. The transcript has 2 exons. Gene Ontology annotation, biological process: regulation of transcription by RNA polymerase II. Gene Ontology annotation, molecular function: DNA-binding transcription factor activity; RNA polymerase II cis-regulatory region sequence-specific DNA binding.